Ostrea edulis (European flat oyster) is the source of this 4571-nucleotide messenger RNA. Its product is annotated as tax1-binding protein 1 homolog. The coding region runs from base 203 to 3064 and encodes 953 amino acids. The transcript has 19 exons. The record is from RefSeq and is a predicted model, not a curated record. Lineage: Eukaryota; Metazoa; Mollusca; Bivalvia; Ostreida; Ostreidae.
GACUUACUCUUUAUGAAAGUUACGCAUGCGUGUAUUUUGUUACUUCUCAGAACGUCACAACAAAAAUAGAACGUCGUCAUUAGACGGGGAAGGAAGCGUAUUUGUUGUUAUACGGAAGAUCGUGUCUUCAUAAUAAGAUCCUUUACAGUUUGUAACCUUGGCAAGGCUUGGGAAAACAAUUUUCUAGAACAGAACAAAAAACAUGGAAGAGGAGACAACAGGAAAUUUGUCCCGACCAAGGGAGGCAUCUCCCCAGAAACGCCCAGAGUUUGCGGCAGUGGUUUUUCAGUGCAUUCCCGAGACCUACCCUGCUGAUGCCCACAUUGAAUGCCGCUACACCAUAACCCCUGACCUCAUUCCAACAUCACGAGACUGGGUUGGUCUGUACAAAGUGGGCUGGAUGACGACUCGUGAUUACUACUACUAUGAGUGGGCACAGACACCAGCAGGAUACGAGGCAGGGAAGGAAGUGGAAUCCAGUAUAUUAUUUCCAGCUCAUAAGCUUCCGGGAGAAGAUGGGGAAUUUUACCAGUUCUGUUAUGUCACCAGCUCUGGACAAAUUCGUGGGGCCAGCACACCUUUCCAGUUUAAAAAUCCCAGUGCUGAUGACUUUGUGGAACUGGACGAUGAAGAGACAAACAUGCUAGUUAUCCGCUCUAAGACCAUGGUACUGGAGGAAAACAUUCAGAAGCUUCAGGCUGAGCAGGAAGCUCUGGUUCUAGGCCAGAAGGAGCUGGAGUGUGAGAGAGAUGGCCUACUGUCCAGAUUGUCUGAGAUGGACAAACAGCUGCAGGUUCUGACAGAGGAUAACAAAAGGUUACAGGACCAGGUGAUGGCUGGAGAGAACUACAUCAAGCAACUCAACCAAGAGGCCCGGGACAUGAUGGUAACCCAGGAAGCUCUACAGACAAAGCAGGAGACACUGUCAACUAAAGCUAGUGAUACAGAAACCAAGCUGGCAGAGAAAGAUGAGGCUCUCAAGGGGUUACAGGUCAUCCUGAUGAAAAUGACUGGAGAAAAAGAUGAGUUAGCUGGAGAGAACCGAACACUCAAGGAACAAAUGGAGCUGUAUAAGAAUCACUUCACGACAUCGGAGAGUUCAGCUCAGGAAUAUGGACGGCAGAUGGAGGAGAUGAAGGUGGAACAUAGAAAGGUGGAAGCUCAAGUGGCAGAACUAAAGCAUCAGGUGGAGGAGAAAAAACAUGAGCUGGGGGAGGCAUGCAAAAAACUAGAACAACAACAGACAGUGUCCAGGGAGGACAAGGACCAGAUUGACUCCCUGACAGAAAAACUGCGGAACACUGAAGAUAAGCUUGAUGCUGCGGAAAAAGUUAAAAUCAUUCUGCAAGAGGAAAUCAAAUCCUAUGAAGAGAUGAACAAGAAGAUGUCGAAUGAUCUGGAAAGGUCCGAGGGACAAAGCUAUGCCCUAAAACAACAGCUGGCCCAAAUGGAAGAUGAAAUGAGCCGAGAAACAGAAUUACUGAGAGCAGAAGUUGUCUCGACCCAGCAUGAUCUCAAACUAGCACUACAGGAGAAGAACAAGCUCCAGGAGGAGAUUGAGGAGCUGAACCAGAGUAAGGACACAACAGAAAGUUCUGUGUCCUCUCUACACUGUCUGAAGCUCGCCCAGGCCAGUCUGAAGGAGAGAUACUCCAAAAUGGAACAGAACUACUCAGAACUCCACACUGAGUUAUCAAAGAGGAAGAAGGACAAUUCUCAACACAUGAGGGAACUCAAGCGAGAAAUCGAGGACCUGAAGGAACGACUUAACAUGGCUGCCGAGGAGUAUAAAGCCCUAUACAUUGAAAAGAGAAAAUACCAAAAGACAGCGGAAAAGUUACAGAAAAAAGUGGGACUGGAUUGUUCGAGGGACUCUUUCCAGAAUUCCUUACCCGAGGUGACUCGGGAGGUGAUGCAGACACAAGCAGUAUCAGAUUCCCAGUCAUUGCCUGAGAUAACAGCCAAGGAAGGGUCAGUAACCAAGCUUCAGAGUGAUGUAGAUGACGUGUCCAAGCUUCAGAGUGAUCUAGAUGAUGUGUCUGCAGAACUACAGAAAAGAAAUGAGAAAAAGAACAAGUACAAGAAGAUGUACAGUGAGGAGAAGGAGAGGAUGGAAGUCCUUAGGAGACAUUUCCACGACGAACUGAGGAAAAAAGAUGAAGAAAUCGAGCGCCUCAGAAAGCGCAUGCAGGAGGUUACCUCAGAAACAGACAUUAAAGUCUGGUCCUUGGAGAAUUUUUUGGUGAGCAAAGACCAAACUAUAGAAGAACUGAAUCGUAAAUUACGAGACAAUGUUAAACUGCAUGAUGGUCCAGGAGAAACACGAACAUCCAUCAAGUCCCCCCCUGGGGCCCCAUACCCUGUCUACAUGUAUGGCAAUCCUUACCCUGGCUCCAUACUCUACCCUGCUCCAAUCGUGUACCCCCCAGUAUCACCAUGCCAGGGACCAGAUGGAAAACCACUUCCUCCCCUCAGAUAUCCAGGCAUGGCUGCUUCUGCCCCAAAUAUUACCCAUACCACAUCCCGGACUGUACAGCCCUUGGUGUACCCUGACCCAGUCAUUGUCAGACAACCAGCUCCUGUGAAAUCAGUCAACCAGGACCAUCUCUCUGGUGAUCAGCAGGGUGUGACCAAGGACCAGAAUGUUCCCUUGAAGCCAUUACCAGCCCCACUAGUUCCAGAACGACUUCCAUCUGCCAAACUCUCUGCAGUCAAGUCUGUUCUCAUGGAUGGAGACAUCCCUGUGAGUGAAAUCAGCGUGAACUAUGGCAGUAACCACUUCAAGGUCACAGACGAUGGGGAAGUGGUGGUUCCCACGGCCCCUCCUGCUUACUGUCAUGGGGAGGAGAGGUUCGAGGAUGCACUGGGUGAGGCCAUGAAGAUCUGCCCAGUUUGUAAUGAGACAUUCUCUGCCGACAUUGACCAAGCCAACUUUGACGCUCACAUACUGAGUCACGUUCAAAAAAUCUGUCCGAUCUGUCACAACAUGAUAGAAGAAGUGGACGACAAUGGAUUCGAAUUUCACGUCAAUCAGCACCUGGAUAAAGACCAGAACCAGGAAUAAAACUGGACAGGGACUGGAGUCUGGAAUAAACCCAGACAAGGACCGGAAUCUGGAAUAAAGGACACUUAAACAUACACUGUACCCAAUACACAUAAUACAUGAACACAUCUUCUGACUACACAUAUCUUCGAGAAAACAUUUUGUCUUCUUAAAAAUAUCACUAUCCUAUUAAGUUUGUAAUGUUUUAAAAGAUCAGGAACCAUUCUGUAGAAAGAUGGUCUGGAACCAUUCUUCAGAAAGAUGAUCGUAAUUGAAACAAUCGAUUUCACACGUACUGGUCAUGUAAAUAAAAACAAUAUACACAAUAUUUGUUGUACAUGUAAAUAAGACAGUGUGCACAGUCUUUGUAAUAAGUUUGAUCACUGAAUAAAUGUAAGGUGUGCUGUAUUCUGUGAUGUACGUGAUGAGAUUCCUGAAAUUACCUUGUGGAUUGAUAGACAAUGUAUAGUAGAAGACAUUGUCAUUAUUAUCUAACCUUUAUCUAGUACUGGGUAUCUUUUCUGCGUUAUAUACAAAUUGAUCAGUCUGUAUUCUGUGAAGUACUGUAGAUUCCUCAUUUUACACGAGAACUUAAUAUCGUGAAAUGACUUGUAGACGUGAAAUGACUCGUAGGCGAGAACAUGAAUUUGUGAGCGGACUGUUGAUUAAGGAGUUUUAAGCAAUAUAAAGAUAUGAGAGAGUAAUUUUAUUUUACGAGUGAUGCUUCUCGCAAAAUUACGUGAUAAUGAAUCCGUGUACCAGUUAGGAAUCUACUGUAUGUUAGUGUUGUGACAUCCUGAUUGUAAGUAUACUUAGAUGUGCAUUGUGUGUAUAUAUCUUUAUUUUUCUUCUUCUGCUUUUCAGAUGUGCUUUUUAUUUGAUGUGUUUCUUGUUUCAUGUCAUAAAUGCAUUUCUGACACAAUGUUUAAUCUGAAACUUUGCUGGAUGAAGUACAAGUUUCUGAAGAUUUAGUCUAUCAUUACAAACACAAGUAGUGUACAAGGAGAAUGAAAGUAGAACUUUAUUGAUAUGAAUAUUUUACUUAUGCUUGUUGUUAUGUAAGUUUUUGCCACUUCUGAAAAUCAAAUUGUAAUAUUUGAAAUGUAACAUUUAUUUAUCAGUGUCACGUUGCCUGACGUUGGUAAAUUUUACGAUUCGUAUAUGGUAAAGGUACAUGAGUGAUUUUAGUCAAAUAGACGAGGAAAUCAGAAGAUUGAUGUUUGAACAGUGAGAAAGGUCACAUGACCUAAAGCAAAUCACCGGUGGAUCCAAGAUUUGGAGGAUGACUUUGUGUUUUAUGAGCUUAAGAGCUCCUGUUAUGCAACACUGUGGUUAAAAUCUUUUUCUUUGCAACUUGGUUUAUUUUGUAAUCAUAUUUUAAUUAUACGGAUCAUUAAUAUUUAAUGUUUACUUUGAUGUUUGGAGAGGAAACUGAUACUAUGAAGUCGAGUAAAGGUUCGAGAUAUUUCCACGUAUUAGUGAUAAGACUGAUUUUCCUUCAAGUGUAAAUUAAAUUCAAUAUACAUAA